AUGAAUAUAUUCAGAUUUUUUGGUGAUAUGCUUCACCUAUUGAGCAUAUUUCUUUUAUUAGUAAAGUUAAGGAAAAGCAAAAGUUGCUUGGGAAUAUCUUGUAGAAUGCAGGAAAUAUACUUAAUUGUAUUUUGUAGCCGUUAUAUAGACUUAUUAUGGAGUUUUGUAUCAGUAUACAAUAGUUUAAUGAAGGUUAUUUUUAUAGGAAGUACAAGCUAUUGUAUAUAUUUAAUGAGAUAUCAAAUCCCAAUAAGUAGAACAUAUGAUAAAAGUGCAGACAAUUUCUCAUAUCAAAAAUAUUUGUUAUUACCAGCCUUAUUACUUGGUAUUAUUACUUCAGAUAAAUGGAUAUUUUCUGAAAUAUUGUGGGGUUUUUCUAUAUGGCUCGAAUCUGUUGCUAUAUUACCACAAUUAAUAUUAUUACAAAAAAUGAGAGAAGUUGAAAAUUUAACGUCAAAUUAUGUAGUAACUAUGGGUUUAUAUAGACUUUUCUAUAUCUUUAAUUGGAUAUAUAGAUUCUACAUUCAACACUAUGUAAAUUGGGUUGGAUGGAUAGGAGGAGUUAUUCAGACGGCAAUCUAUGUUGACUUCUUCUAUUAUUAUGCAAUGAGUAAAUGGUAUGGUCAAAAAUUAAUAUUACCUUAUGCAGUUGAGGUAUAA
Messenger RNA from Cryptosporidium muris RN66, 660 nucleotides. RefSeq names its product ER lumen protein retaining receptor protein, putative. Gene Ontology annotation, molecular function: ER lumen protein retrieval receptor activity. The transcript has a single exon. NCBI's taxonomy places the organism in Eukaryota, Apicomplexa, Conoidasida, Eucoccidiorida, Cryptosporidiidae. The record is from RefSeq and is a predicted model, not a curated record. Gene Ontology annotation, cellular component: endoplasmic reticulum; cis-Golgi network; membrane. The coding region runs from base 1 to 660 and encodes 219 amino acids. Gene Ontology annotation, biological process: protein retention in ER lumen; endoplasmic reticulum to Golgi vesicle-mediated transport.